AUGAGGGGUCCUCGGCCCUCUCGGAAGGCGCAGUUCUGCGAGUGCCGGGAGCGGGAGGUCCGGGCCCCCGAGGUCAGCGCGGCCCUGAGCCGAAGCCAGCGCGGCGCGCCCGCCAUUGCUUGGAGGCUUUCGUCAGAGCCCGGCUGGCGCCGGCGGCUGCUCCAACCCCAGGGGCCCCGUCACUGGACGUCAUUGGCUCAGGCAUCAGGGCCCUCAUCACCCUCUCCCGCCUGGGUCCGGACGGGCAGCGGCGGCGGCGGUGUCGUCGUCAGGGGGCGGAGCCGGCCUGGGCGCCCUUUGUCUGUGGAGGAGGUAAUGCCUUCUCAGAAUGCUGUACUUUCCCAGGAGGGAAACAUGGAGAAGGAAAUGAAUGUUGGAUCACAGAUACAGCGGUCUCAGGAAUCACUGACAUUCCAGGACGUGGCUGUGGAAUUCACCAGAGAGGAGUGGGACCAGCUAUACCCUGCUCAGAAGAACCUCUACCGAGACGUGAUGCUGGAGAACUAUAGGAACCUGGUUGCACUGGGGCAUCAACUUCAUAAGCCAGAGGUGAUCACUCAGUUGGAGCAGGAGGAGCAGUGGAUGAUGGAGAGAGACAGCCCACCAGACACUCAUCCAGAUGGGGAGAAUAGUCCAGAAAUAAAAAAAUCAAACCAGAAUAUUUCUGAUGAAAAUAAAACCUGUGACAUGCUAAUGGAGAGAUUAACAGGAGACAGUUUCUGGUAUUCCAUCUUAGGUGGACUCUGGGAUUUUGAUUACCGGCUAGAAUCUAACCAAGAAAACCAGCAGAGACAUUUAGGACAAGUAUCUUUCACCCAGAAAAAGAUCACACAGGAGAGAAGCCUUGAAUGUAAUAGAUUUGGGGAAAACUAUAAUCUGAACUCAAAUCUUGUUAUGCAUCAGAGAAUUCCUUCAAUUAAAAUACCCGUUAAUUCUGACACACAAGGAAAUAGCAUCAAGCAUAUUUCAGACUUCACUUACUAUCAGGGAAACUAUGUAAGAGAGAAUCCUUAUGAAUAUAAUGAGUGUGGAAAAAUCUUCAAUCAACAUAUUCUUCUUACUACUCAUAUUCAUACUGAGGGGAAACCCAGUGAGUGUGGGAAGGCCUUCAGCCAAAACUCAUCUCUUACUCAACCUCAGAUAGUACUCACAGGAGAGAAGCCCUAUAAGUGUGAUGAAUGUGGGAAAAGAUUCAGCCAGAGGAUACAUCUUAUUCAACAUCAGAGAAUUCACACAGGAGAAAAACCUUUUAUAUGCAAUGAAUGUGGGAAAGCCUUCCGUCAACAUUCAUCCUUUACUCAACAUCUGAGAAUUCAUACUGGAGAGAAGCCCUAUAAAUGUAAUCAGUGUGGUAAAGCCUUUAGCCGUAUCACAUCCCUUACGGAACAUCAUAGACUUCAUACUGGAGAGAAACCUUAUGAAUGUAGUUUUUGUGGGAAAGCCUUCAGCCAAAGGACACAUCUUAAUCAGCAUGAGCGAACUCAUACAGGAGAGAAACCCUAUAAAUGUAAUGAAUGUGAAAAAGCCUUCAGCCAGAGUGCACACCUUAAUCAACAUAGGAAAAUCCAUACUCGGAAGAAAUUAUGUGAAUAUAAUAAAUGUGAGAAAACCUUAAGCCACAGUCCUUCACUUACUCCUCAGCACAUAACUCAGAAUUUUUAG
Messenger RNA from Lagenorhynchus albirostris (white-beaked dolphin), 1662 nucleotides. It is a transcript of the gene ZNF713, whose product is annotated as zinc finger protein 713. The coding region runs from base 1 to 1662 and encodes 553 amino acids. The transcript is spliced from 6 exons. The record is from RefSeq and is a predicted model, not a curated record. Gene Ontology annotation, molecular function: DNA-binding transcription repressor activity, RNA polymerase II-specific. Gene Ontology annotation, biological process: negative regulation of transcription by RNA polymerase II. NCBI's taxonomy places the organism in Eukaryota, Metazoa, Chordata, Mammalia, Artiodactyla, Delphinidae.